Messenger RNA from Sporisorium graminicola, 909 nucleotides. RefSeq lists its product as uncharacterized. The record is from RefSeq and is a predicted model, not a curated record. The transcript has 3 exons. The coding region runs from base 1 to 909 and encodes 302 amino acids. Lineage: Eukaryota; Fungi; Basidiomycota; Ustilaginomycetes; Ustilaginales; Ustilaginaceae.
AUGCCCAAGAACGCCGUAGCUGAAAACGUGCUCGGUACGAUUGGCACAGUCUUGUGGUCGUUCCAACUGGUACCCCAGAUCAUCAAGUCGUACCGUGCCAGGGACACCGACGGUCUCUCGGCAUGGCUGCUGCUCAUCUGGGUCGCAGGUUCCAUCCCGCAGGGCACCUACCUCGUCGUCCAAAACAUCAACAUCCCGCUCAUCAUCCAGCCGCAACUUUUCUCCACUUUCGCCAUCAUCGCCAUGGCCCAAUGCUGGCGCUACUCGCACGCCGUCUCGACACGCAAAUGCGUCGCCGGUGCCCUGGCGACCGCCUUGAUAGCCGGUGGGUGCGAAGUGGCGUUUUACUUCCUGUGCAAGCUCGGCGAGCAUCGGGGCACGUCGGCGGGCACCAAGAUCAUGGGCAUCGUUGGCGCGGUGCUCAUCGUGGUCGGACUGGUGCCCCAGUUCUACGAGAUCUGGAGGUUCAACGAGGUCAAAGGGAUCAGUCUUUGGUUUCUCGCCAUCGACUGCUCCGGUGGUGUGUUUAGCUUGUUGAGCUUGGUCUUCAAGGAGAGCUUUGAUGGCAUCGCUGCUGCCAAUUACAUCGGGAUCGUGGUCCUCGAAUUGGGCAUCUUUGCGUGCUACCUCGUCCUCAAUCCCAAAGCCGCUCGCCGCAGGCUCAGCGAGCAACAGCAACAUGCCGCACAAAGUGGAUCCGAUGACGCACCGACAGGAACAUCCGCAGCGGCUGCACGAGGCGAGCACGACCUCGAACAAGCAGACCCAGCCACGACAAGCAGCACAAACGAGACGACGCCAGAAUGGUCUCGGCACACGACGUUUGACGAAAAGUCACCGCCUCUGUCCUCAACCCAGCCAAUUAGUCCGAUCGACGCUCGCAACGCGGUGCUCGAAAAGCCAGUAUAG